Molecule: messenger RNA, 1979 nt
Organism: Astyanax mexicanus (Mexican tetra)
Lineage: Eukaryota; Metazoa; Chordata; Actinopteri; Characiformes; Acestrorhamphidae
Product: coiled-coil and C2 domain-containing protein 1A
Exons: 17
Coding region: 447-1880 (477 amino acids)
Biological process (GO): regulation of transcription by RNA polymerase II
Cellular component (GO): nucleus
Molecular function (GO): DNA-binding transcription repressor activity, RNA polymerase II-specific; RNA polymerase II cis-regulatory region sequence-specific DNA binding
Source: RefSeq, a predicted model, not a curated record
UUGAGCCCCUGCGCGCGCCUGUAAGCAGAGACUGUUACCAAGGAGAACCAAAGCGGGAAGAGUCGCUUCGACGCCUGAAUUUAUAAUGGUGUUUAUUAAGUUAGUUAGCUAACCUAUAACGCGUCAAAUAAACUCAGUACUGUGUGUUAAAGUAGAUUUUCAGUGCCUGAGGCUCAGUAUUGUGGUGCAGUGAUGUUUUCUGCAUUAGUCUGUCUGUUCACGGACAGAAUAAACGUUAAUGUGAUUAAUAAUUUGUGUUAGCCUCUGCUAACAACACUGACGGUAUAUUAGCUAGCUGACCUAACGCUAACUUACUAGAUAACUAACUAGAUAUUAUUAUUAUCUGUUCAUUAUUGGCUGUGUUAUUCUAAAAAAAACAUACAGCUAACCUAGUUGGCUUAUAGUUUUUAUCCUAAAUCUCAGGGUUGGCUUUGAGGAUAAGCUUCAUGACUGACUGUGAAGAAUCAACUAGGUAUUCCUCACCACCUCAGGACAAAAAGGUGGAUGAGUGUGAUGCUAGAGCAAAUACUGGAGCAGGACCUUUUACAAAUCUAGAAGAAACAGAGGCCGAACCAGAGGAACACUCUGUAACUGGUCUGUUAAACCCUGUAAACCACCAGUACUGCCAAGCUAUUCCAGAAAUCAGAGACAACACACCACCAUUUACAGGCUCCUGCUCAGAGAACACACUGAGUGGAGCAGUGAGAGAGAGAGAGGAGGAAUACCAACUGGCUGAUGCCCAGAUCGAACAGACUGGAGACUCAGGGCAGGUCGAGCGUUACUACCUGACAGCUAAGAAAUUACACUCCAUUGUGGAAGCUUCCAAGCGAGAAAAACCUGACGAUGCUGGGUCAUUUCUGCCCCCUACUGAGAGCGUGCUGGAUGAAAAGCAGAAUGCCUACCCCCAGUCCAGUGAUGAACCCCAUGCUGUGACCAAAAACAGCGGUUCACUUUGGGAUGAAACUGAAGUACCUUACACAAUGGUUCCAGACGAGGAUACAGUUUAUGAUGAUCUCUCUAUGGAGACUGCCGGUUCAUAUAAGGAAGUGGUGCCUUACACUCCCCCCUUACAAAACUCACCUCUUUGUCCAGACCAUAGCUAUCAGUAUAACCAGCUGAUAGAGCUUCUUCAUCAACAAGAGCAGAAGUGUCGAAGAUACUGCCAACAGUUCAGCCAUAUGGGAAACAUAACUGAGACAACAAAGUUUGAAAGUCUUGCAGAGGAGUGUGUCUCUCUUACUGAAGCUGUAAGAGAAGCACAAGUCAAUGGAUAUCCCCUCCCAAGGUUUCAUAUGGAGGAUCGCACCUAUAAUAUAUUUAAGAUUAUACCAGAGCUGAGUGGAAGUGAGAUGUUACUGACCAUAGUGAGAGGCAUCAAUCUGCCCAUUCCUGAAGGAACGUCUCCAAAUGAUUUAGAGUCCAGCGAGGAUGCUCAAAGGGAUCAGACUCGUUCAAUCAAAACCUCUUCUAGUCCAGAGUUUGGAGAGGAGUUUACACUCUGCAUUAAGCGCGGACAUCGAGGCUUUAAGAGAAUCGUGAUGUCUAAAGGCAUCAAGUUUGAGAUCAUUCAAAAGAGUGGUCUAUUUAAGACUGAUAAAGUGGUGGGCUCUGCUCAACUGAGGCUCGACUCCCUGGAGAGCAAUUGUGAGAUGAGACAGCUAAUAGAGGUUUUCCAAAGGAGAACUCCCACAGGAGGGCACUUGGAGGUACGAGUGAAAAUUCGGGAGCCCCUGAGUGGACCACAAUCUGAAACAGUGACAGAGAAAUGGCUGGUUAUGGACCCACUAACCUUACCACUGGUGGUUUCUACUAAGCCUCCGGUUCAAGAUAACCCUGUGAAACAAGUGAAAAACAGGUCGGCCACAUGCAGUGUUCUUUGACAAGAAACCAUCCAACAAUGCUUUACUCCAUUAUUUUGUCCAGAUUUUGUUCUCAGCAGUUCGAGCUCAGACAUUUUAUACAGUGGUCUAAGUUCUGCA